Molecule: messenger RNA, 2088 nt
Organism: Saccostrea cuccullata (small rock oyster)
Lineage: Eukaryota; Metazoa; Mollusca; Bivalvia; Ostreida; Ostreidae
Product: zinc finger and BTB domain-containing protein 11-like
Exons: 5
Coding region: 174-1838 (554 amino acids)
Biological process (GO): regulation of transcription by RNA polymerase II
Cellular component (GO): nucleus
Molecular function (GO): protein binding; DNA-binding transcription factor activity, RNA polymerase II-specific
Source: RefSeq, a predicted model, not a curated record
CUCUGUUUAGUAGUACCAGUUUUACCGCGUACACUUUCAUGGCGCUAAUCAAAACCGAAAUUCGGAAAUAUUUAUCAACUUACCAACUAACCAACUUAGUUUGGAAAAACUAGCCUGCCUACUUAUUAACAAAAUAUUGGUAUAUUAAAUUUUGGUGGUACUGAACAUUAACAAUGACCACAUACCACAAGAUCUAUAUGAACCAUGUACAGUCCAGUAACCUCCAAUCACAGCUGUGUGCCAUGUGGAAAAAACAGACUCUCUGUGAUGCUGUCAUUAAAUCAGACACUACCUUAGUCAGGGCACACAGAGUAGUUUUAGUGGCCUCUUGUCCUAUGUUACAAUCUAUGGAGAAUUCCACCUCAGGUUCCCAUUUAGAAAUCCGUGUAACCUCUGACAUCUGUAGGGAGUCCAUCAUCACAUUUCUACAGUAUCUCUACGAGGGCUUUCUGAUGUUAACUGAGGAAAACUGCCGGCAGGUGGAGAAGUUAGCUCGGAUGUUCCACAUGGACAACAUCAUCAACUGCUGUGCUGACUUCAAUAAGUGUUUGUCCUCCUCCAGUCCCUUUAUCUAUAGCCCUUCAGAUCAGGCUGAAUUUAAACAUGUCCGAAUCACUAAGUUGAUGAAAGUGCAGGAUUGUUCUCAAAAGCGUUCACAGACAUUUGAAAAUUCAGGCAGGCUUCAAUCCAAGAGAUUCCAUCAGUCAACCUCCAGAAUAAAUGAAUCGUUUGAUAAUACCAGUAAUGAAAGUUGUACAGAGCAACAAGACUCUUGGCAAGGACGUGUUCAUUUUCAAAAUGGUACUAGACAAGAGGGGAUUGAGUUAUUCCAAGUUCCCCCAUCAAGGGACACAGUGUCAAAAACAGUUCCUCCACAAACUGUUUCUCUGUCUCUUACAACACAGUCCAGCACUUCAACAGAUAAAGGAACAAUCGAUUUUACCAAGUCCCAGACAGAAAUAUCUACCUCAGUGAACAAUCCUACCUCUGAUACCUUGAAUGAUACAGGUCUUGUUGAUCUGUCUAAAGUGUCUCCAUUCUCCACCCCUUGUAUAUCUGAAGUAAGAUCCUUACAGACUGUUGAUUCUAAUCCAGAAGAACGAUUACAAAGUGAUCCUUUCCCUGUUACACAUGCAGAAGUACUACAGUUUAGUGACUCUAUCUCACAGGGAUCUUCUGAUUCUUGCAUUUUAAUAACUGGGGGUGUGGGGAAAGACAAGCAACCAAAUCAAGAUUUAGCUUCACCAAUACAAAAGAUUGGAACACAAAACCAAACAAAGUCCCAGAGAAAACUUGGAGAAAAAGAAAGAAGUGAGCGAUGCCCAGAUUUUAGUGGAACAAUGGUUGACCUAAGUGCUGGAGAAGAUUUCACUAUUGUGAAAACAGAACCUGAAGAUUCAUUUUAUCCAGAGCACUACACCGAGCUCCGAAAUCCAGAGUCUUCUCAGCAGAAUAAAGGGCAGAUAACUCCAGUAGAUUGGUCCAUAAGUAACUUCUCAACAGAUGAAAACCCCCCUCUAGAAGAAAUGUCUCCAAGACAGAUAAACAGAGCAGAGAUGAUGACCAGUCCUAGGAUGUUGUACCCUGGAGGGAAGAACCCAGAAAUCUCCACUCAGAAGUUCAUAGCUACAUACACCGACAAAAGGGGAGUUAAUCACAGACUUAUCUCCCAUGCCCCAAAGUGUCUGCAGUGUGCCCAUUGUAAAACCGAGAAUAACAAGUUUGCUUCUGGAGAAAUUAGGAGGUCUUAUUACAAGUGUUCCCUUUGUGAUGUUCCGUUGUGUAGAACACAAGUGUUGGACUGUUUCUUUAAAUUCCACCAGAAAUAUGUACCAUAGUGUCCCAGUUACUGAUGAAGAAUCCAAGUGUGUAAUGUUUUUUGCAUGUACUUUUGAUUUGUUUUGUAUACAAUAUUACAGUAUUAAUGCAAUCUGCAUGGUAUGAUACAUGGUGUAUACUCCUCCAGUGCAUUGGUUGCAGGGACAAGGUACUUUCAAAUAGUUGUGCAAUAUAAUGGAAACACACUGAUUUGUUUUUGGUAUUGAUCAGUAAAUUGUGCAAUAGUACAUUUUUGCUUUACAUGAGAAA